Fonsecaea multimorphosa CBS 102226 is the source of this 2301-nucleotide messenger RNA. RefSeq lists its product as uncharacterized. The transcript has 2 exons. The record is from RefSeq and is a predicted model, not a curated record. Gene Ontology annotation, molecular function: DNA-binding transcription factor activity, RNA polymerase II-specific; zinc ion binding; DNA binding. Gene Ontology annotation, biological process: regulation of DNA-templated transcription; DNA-templated transcription. NCBI's taxonomy places the organism in Eukaryota, Fungi, Ascomycota, Eurotiomycetes, Chaetothyriales, Herpotrichiellaceae. Bases 1 to 2301 code for a protein of 766 amino acids.
AUGGGCGACGACGUGUCGAGAGAGUCGCGUCCAAUCCCAGAAUCGCCGUUAACAUCGGCCACGGGAUUGGGACACCCGAGGAUUAUCAAUCGAUCUUCAGUCAGAAGGCAUCGAGCCACCGUCGCGUGUAAUCACUGUCGCUUUCGCAAAGUGAGAUGCAGUGUCGUCAGCGGCCAUCCUUGUUACAACUGCAUCGUGGAGGAGGUCGAAUGUAUCCUGCCACACCGCCGGCCACGCGGCAAACCCAAGGCUCAAAAGCCGUCUGCCAGCUCGCAGCUCAUGGUUGACAUACUUUCCAACUCAUCAACUAAGCCACCUGAUGGCCCUGCAAGCACGUGGUCUGAGAUCACACCCGACCUCCCUCGCGAUGCCGAAGCCAACGGAUCUCGGUCGCCCUGUGCCAUUCAACCUGAGCAUCCCCACCGUACUUUGGAUGGGGACAAAUCGUGGGACAUCGACGAGACUGUUGCACCCGACCGCAAUUUCGACUGGUAUGAGGCCGCGACGCAGAGUCUGACGUCCCCCAUAUCUCCUGACGACACGGUCCCGCGGUCGAAUGUCUCGGUUCACCCGCCGAAUACCCUACCGGACGCCCAAGAUCAAGACCGUCUACCAUUUGUAAAACCAAUGCCAUCGGACUUGGCUGUCGAAGAUUUGAUCUAUCUGCGCCAGAGGGGUGCUUUGACACUUCCCAAUCCAGAAUUGCGCGAUGAUUUACUCAAAAAUUAUGUUGAGCUCGCCCACUAUUUCCUGCCCCUCAUCGACCUAGAUUCGUUUCAAGCCAGCAUCGAAAAUCCAGCACGGCAUGGCCAAAUCAGCCUGCUGCUCCUGCAGGCUAUCAUGUACUCUGCUACAGCCUGGGCAGACGUGAAGCUAGUACGCCGAGCAGGUUUCCUGACUCGAGAUGCGAUGCGCCGGGCAUACUACCUUAAGACUAAGUUGCUUUAUGACUUUAACUGCGAGCGAGAUCGCAUCGCCAUUGUGCAAUCCCUGGUUCUGCUUACCACCUGGUGGGUUUCACCUACCGAACAAAAGGACGGGUAUUACUGGUGCAGCGUGGCGCUGGCCGUAGCCAAAUCGAUUGGUCUCCAUCGAGACGCGCAUAGCGAAGGCCUGCCGGCGCCAGUUCGCAGACUUCGUCGACGGAUCUGGUGGUGCUGUCUGAGUCGCGACGCCUUCACUUCUCUGGGCACCAAUCGAGCACCGAGAGUUCGACCUGACGACUUCACCGUGGCUCCGCUCACGUUGGAGGAUAUGUCCUGCUCCGACAGUGGUGUCUAUGCGAAUGAGCCGCACAAAUUCAAACUCACUUCAAUCUUUUUCGCGUCAACAAAGAUCUGCAGGAUCCUGAGCACGAUUGUUGAUCUAUUCUACGCCGAAAAUCCAAUCGGUCACAACGGCAUCCUCUAUCCGAAACAGGACGACAACCACACGCAGCCCCCGCGCUUGGACGAUCUCGAAAAGCUCGAGAUGUGCGAACGAGACCUACAGAGGUGGCGCGACCAAGUGUCGGACGAUCUACUGCACCAAUAUCCCGUCCCUACGAUCACUUCGUCCGCCGAUGAAGCCGUGGUCAUACACCGUGCGAUGCUGGCGAUGAUGUAUCUGGUUGCGCAGUUCUGCUUGCACCGUCCGCGUGCCUUGGCUGAUCGUAUGGGCUUAGGGGCAGGCCAUGAUCAGAUGCGGGCUUCGCAAAGAUCGAUGCGUGCGGCGGCGGCAGAUCUCAACAAGAUCGUGAUGGAUUUGUACCGGGCCGACCUCAUGCGCCGCUUACCGGGAACGAGCAUUUCGUGCAUCCUGACCGUCAGCUGGAGCCACGUUUUUGAUCUGCAAUCGGCGAGUGACGAACGUCGUCGAGAAGGGGCCCGGCGGUUCGAAGAAUGCAAACUGGCUCUCCGAGAGCUCGUGGAGACCAAUGUCGCAGCUGAAUGGGCGAUCGGAUUCUUGACCUUUGCGGCGUCGCACGUCAGUCGUCUGUUCAAGAGACGACAGGUGCAACCCCUUCCACCGGAUGGUGGAUUAGCGAGGACGGUGUCGAGAAAGAUGCAACAUGCCGCCACGCCUGUCUUAACCGGCAGCGACACCAAUGCAGCCGGAACUCACGAACCCGCGACACAAGACUGGACCGAUGCCCGCCCCUUGGAAAUGCAGACGCAGACACGUCAGGGGUCGGGCGUUGGUCUCUCCGACUUCGGGGACUCCGUGAUGGGAUCCGUGUUCAAUUUGCCGGAUGAUGAUAUAUUCAAUCUAGAUUUCUCCAACUUGACUGACAUGUGGGUGGGUAUGCCUAGUGCGGCUUAG